Molecule: messenger RNA, 2818 nt
Organism: Oreochromis aureus
Lineage: Eukaryota; Metazoa; Chordata; Actinopteri; Cichliformes; Cichlidae
Gene: apba2a
Product: amyloid beta (A4) precursor protein-binding, family A, member 2a
Exons: 12
Coding region: 249-2753 (834 amino acids)
Biological process (GO): chemical synaptic transmission
Cellular component (GO): cytoplasm; plasma membrane; dendritic spine
Molecular function (GO): protein binding; amyloid-beta binding
Source: RefSeq, a predicted model, not a curated record
AUCUGCGUGUGCAUUAAUCAUAAGUCUGUUUUAUGUUGGGUAGAACAGUGCGACUAGUGAGCACAUGGUGCGUGUCCCUGUGUUAGGGGGUGUAUUUUCUACACAGGUUCCUGGGCUGCUGUGCGGCUUUUAUUCAAAAAUCACCAUCCCGGAGAGCAAUCUGAUCUGAUCAGCACACGGGCAUUUUAAGGGAGAGGCCCCCACAGGACUGAUGUCGGGCUUAGGGUAGUGGGCUUAAGGGGCCAAUUAUGGCUCAUGGAAAGAGGCCAGGAUCCAUUUCCAAAAUAUUGGUACCCGGCACUUCAGCAUGCCCCGGUCCAGGACAGAGCCAAGAAGAGCAGGGAGGUUUGGUGAGUGAGGCGACUGAGCAACCACCUUGUGCGCUGGAGGAUGAUAAUAAUGACCAGCUGACUUCUCCUGUUUCUGCAAAUCACUAUUACAUGAGUUGUGACCCUAGUCCUGAGGACAUGGAGGACACCUGCUCUGAGUAUGACAACGUGGGCUCCGAUGUCGAGCAGGACUAUGAUGAGGUUCUGCAUUUGAACAGAGAGGGCGGUGUGGACAUGAGGUAUUACAAGCAGUACUGUCCCGAGGACGGUGGCUAUAUAAAGCAUGCUGUCAGUGAUAAUAUUAAUGAGAACACCAGUGCUCCUGACCAGAUGACUCCGAGACCACGGCAUGGCACAGAAAUAUGUGAGGGAUCACAAUCAGACGCUAAGCCGAGUAAGAUGAGCCAUCGCUUCAGGUCGCAUUGUGCCCCAGUUGCUGGUGAUGAAACAGAAGGGGGAGUUAAAAAGGGCCAGGAGGACAGGUUCUUCUUCGGUGAUGGAGAUGAGAUAGAAGAGGUGCUAGAUGGGGCCAAAUUUAUAGAGGAUUUAGAGGAGACGGAGGACAGUAUUCAGAGGCAGGCUAGCCUUUAUCAGAGUAAUGAGAACGAAAGAAUUAGGAAGGGGGGUGAGGAAAGGCAAAGAGAAGGUGACGUCCGAGUCACAAGGAACCCUAAUAUCCUAGGAGCCAGCAAGAAGUGUGAGCCAUCUCACAUGGAUUCAAAGGAGAAGGAGCGGCAGGGUAAAGGGCGAGGAAGGAGGGGAACGGGCGAGGGCAUCGAGCACAUUGCCUCUGGGAUCAAAGGAUGCAUGACCAGCAACACUGAGCAGCGUCCAAAGACUUUGCCCAGGGACUGUAAAAAAGUAGCCGUGAGGACCAAAGCUAGGUCCAGUUCCAGUAAGCGACACCCUAUUCCACCACCUCGCCACUCCCAUGCUCAGCCUCCUACUGAAACCCAGAAACCCCAGCCUCACAGAGAGCCUCCUCCUGUUCCCAGACCCAGUAAUUCCACUGCUAACAGCCGGGAGAGCGAACCCAGGGUUAUCAAGCCAUCCCUGGCUCCUCUUCACACACCAGAACAACAGAGGGAGUCUCUCGAGGAGAGACAGAGACGGCUAGAGAAACCCCAGCAGCAGAAUGAGAAGCUGAGCCCGGCUGCAAUGCCUGAGGAAUUGCCAGAGCAGGCGACGAGGUCUAUGUGUCCAGAGCCUGUCUCUGCAGAAGACAGCAACACUCCCAAGAAUACACAGGAAGCUGCUUCGUUUCCCAGCUUUGAGGAUGUCCCAGGUCCCUGCGAGCCAGAAGACCUUAUUGAUGGGAUCAUCUUUGCUGCUAACUACCUUGGCUGCACUCAAGUUUUGUCUGAUAAAAACCCAUCCAAGAGUGUCCGCAUGUCCCAGGCCCAUGAAGCUGUCAGUCAAAUCAAGAGCCAAGAUGAAGAUUCCCAAAUGAUGACAGAAGUGGACCUGUUUAUCUCCACUAAAGCUGUCAAAGUACUGAAUGCUGACACACAGGAAACAAUGAUGGACAGUGCCUUGCGGACCAUCUCCUACAUCGCAGACAUCGGCAGCAUUGUAGUUCUGAUGGCACGGAGGCGCAUGUCUCAGACCUCAUCAGAGGAGCUCUCUGAAUGUUCGGACUCUACCAGCGAUGGGAAGAGCCAGUACAGAAUGAUCUGCUAUGUCUUUGAAUCAGAGGAUGCGCAGCUAAUCGCACAGUCUAUUGGUCAGGCGUUCAGUGUGGCCUACAGGGAAUUCCUGCGAGCCAAUGGCAUCAACCCCACCGACUUGAGCCAGAAACAAUACAGUGACAUCAUCAGCUCCCAGGAAAUGUACCACGAUGACCUCGUCCAUUUCUCAAAUUCAGACAACUGUAAAGAGCUGUAUAUAGAGAAGCAGAAAGGCGAGAUCCUCGGUGUGGUAAUAGUCGAGUCUGGCUGGGGCUCCAUUCUGCCCACGGUCAUCCUGGCCAGCAUGCUGAACAGUGGGCCCGCAGCUCGCUCUGGAAAACUCAGCGUGGGCGACCAGAUUAUGUCCAUCAAUGACACCAGUCUCGUGGGGCUGCCACUGGCCACCUGCCAGGGCAUCAUUAAGGGUCUGAAGAACCAGGUGAAGGUAAAGCUGAGUAUUGUAAGCUGCCCUCCUGUCACCACCGUCCUCAUCAAGAGACCUGAUCUCAAGUUCCAGCUCGGCUUCAGUGUUCAAAAUGGCAUCAUCUGCAGCCUGAUGCGAGGCGGUAUCGCUGAGAGAGGCGGCGUUCGUGUUGGACACAGAAUCAUUGAAAUAAACGGUCAGAGUGUAGUUGCCAUGGCACACGAGAAGAUAGUUCAAACCCUGUCCAUCUCUGUGGGUGAGAUCAACAUGAAGACGAUGCCUGCUGUGAUGUUCAGACUGCUGACGGGACAGGAGACGCCCGUCUACAUAUAGAGGACCCGCAUGGAUCAGCCCCACUGUAGCUCUGCAUGUCUGGCUGCGUGACGACAAUAAGACAG